This is a messenger RNA of Macroventuria anomochaeta, 1209 nucleotides long. Its product is annotated as glycoside hydrolase family 16 protein. The coding region runs from base 1 to 1209 and encodes 402 amino acids. NCBI's taxonomy places the organism in Eukaryota, Fungi, Ascomycota, Dothideomycetes, Pleosporales, Didymellaceae. Gene Ontology annotation, molecular function: hydrolase activity, hydrolyzing O-glycosyl compounds. The record is from RefSeq and is a predicted model, not a curated record. The transcript is spliced from 5 exons. Gene Ontology annotation, biological process: carbohydrate metabolic process.
AUGCUAAAGUGUUCUAGAUAUGAAAAGCCAUGGCUUGAGGACCCGCGCUGGACGCGACCCAAGCGGAUCAACAGCGCCAUCAUGCUCACAGGCUUCAUAAUUGGCUUGGUUCUGAUUUUCUUCUAUUUGUGGGACGGGUAUUGGGUUGCUACCCCUAUAGGCGAGCAGUACUGCCUGAUCAUGGAUGAUCAGUUCGAUGCCAUUGGCCGUGAUAACUGGAGCUACGAAAUUCAGACCGGUAGAUUCGGCAAUGGAGAGUUCAGCUGGACGACAGACGACUCACAAAAUGUGUUUGUUGAUGCUGAAGGCUUACACAUUGUACCGACCUUGACCACCGACUCUACGGAUAUCACCGAGGCACAGCUGCUCGACGGUUACACUCUGAACCUUACAACUGCAGGCAGCGACGGGACCUGCACAUCUACAGACGUGAAGAUGUGCUCAAUCAAAUCCAACGUUACACUCGGCCAUAUCCUCCCGCCAGCACGAUCCGCACGUAUUACCACCAAAGGCAAAAAGAGCAUCAGAUACGGACGAGUCGAGGUCGUUGCUAAGAUGCCCAGGGGCGAUUGGUUGUGGCCUGCUAUCUGGAUGAUGCCCGAAGAUUCAGUUUACGGCGUGUGGCCCGCAUCCGGCGAGAUCGAUAUCGCAGAAACGCGCGGAAACAACUACACAUAUCCUCGCGGCCGCAACGUAAUCACCUCGGCCCUUCACUGGGGACCCGAUCCUCAGCAUGACGGCUACAUGACCACGUACGAUACCUUUUUCUUCAAAUCUAAUCGCCUCGACUUCACCGACAGGUUUUUCACAUUCGGCUUGGAGUGGACCACAGACUACAUUUUCAUGUAUGUUGACAACAGAUUAUACCGUGUGUUCGACCUCAGGUUCAAGGGGAAGGAGCCAUUCUGGGAGAAGGGCAAAUUCCAGGGCACGUCCAAUAGCAAUGGCCAACUCUAUACCAAUCCUUGGCUCGAGGCUGGCAACCCUAUUGCACCCUUCGAUCAGAAAUUCUACUUGAGUCUCAAAGUCGCAGUCGGCGCUCAAAACGGUUGGUUCUAUAACGGAAAGUACAACAAGCCAUGGGUUGAUGGCAGCGCAUCUGCUGCAAGGGAUUUCUGGAACGCGAAGGAGCAGUGGUUACCAACGUGGGGUGAGGGGAAUGACCGCGGCAUGACUGUCAAGUCGGUUAAGAUGUGGCAGUGGUGCUGA